AUGGCUUCAGACGAGCUGUCGGAGCUCCUCCUGCUACCGUCCUCUUCCACGCAGCUCGUGCUGCCCGGUGAGCGAAGAAGGUUGCUCUUUCGCGAGCCUGACGAGAUGGAGAUGCUGAGUCAUUCUGUGACGAACAAUGACGGCAAGUUUGGCCAGAUGAUCAGCACGGAAAGCCAAGCAGAAACGGUCGCCGAACAGUGUGCAGGCUCUGAGGAGCGAAUGCGGAUGAGGAUGAGCUUUGCAGCUGCGGGGCUGCCGCAGCAGGUCGAGCCGUGGGUGGCUCUGCUCCAGGUGAUGGAGGUGAGACGCAUCAACCACGAUGGCGCUCUGGCCAUUGAGGUGAAGGGUGUCGGAAGGGCCGCUCUCGAGAGCGUCCCUGCACGAGUCCGCCGCCCAGACGGCGUCCUGCGGGCGGCCGCCUCCUUUGUGGGCGACGAGUUGCUGAGCAGCGACCCGAACAGCUCGGCCCUCUCCCAGUUUCUCGACCUCGCCGAGCACAUGGAGCGGGUGGAGGAGGAGCUCGACGCGUGCCGCGCGCUGGAGGGCCAGCUCCUCGAGCCCGAGAGUUGCGCCCGCUUUGACGUGCCGCUGAGGGAGCAGGUGCAAACUGGGCGCACCGCCCUCUUGCAGCGCGGCCUCGACGAGGCUCCCGCGGUCAUGCUGAUGGAGCAGCUCCAGCCGGUCUGGCACACGAGCUGCGACAUCGAGGCGGAGGCGCAGCUCCAGUCGUGGGCUGCCUGCGCGUGCCUCGGCGGCGAGGCGAGGCUAGCCGCCUUUCGACUGCGCUCCACGCCUGCGCGCGCCGCGCUCGCGCACCGCGAGCUGCGGCGCCUCCGCGCAUACCUAGAGACUGAGCAACGCCUCGAGCGAGAGCUGCGCAGGUAG
This is a messenger RNA of Emiliania huxleyi CCMP1516, 885 nucleotides long. RefSeq lists its product as hypothetical. The coding region runs from base 1 to 885 and encodes 294 amino acids. The record is from RefSeq and is a predicted model, not a curated record. NCBI's taxonomy places the organism in Eukaryota, Haptophyta, Isochrysidales, Noelaerhabdaceae. The transcript has a single exon.